AUGACGACCGCUCAAAAGAUCAAGGACAUUGAGGAUGAGAUGGCGAGGACGCAGAAGAACAAGGCUACGGAGUACCACCUUGGCCAACUGAAGGGUUCGUUGCUUCUCUUGUCGUGGCGAGCGCCGCUCUACAGACGCAUACUGACCUCAGCCAAACUUGCGAAGCUCCGCCGAGAGCUGAUCAACCCUCCUGGUGGUGGCGGUGGUGGUGCGGGUAUCGGUUUCGACGUCGCGCGAACUGGAGUAGCCACGGUUGGAUUCGUAGGAUGGAAAAUCGACUCUGAUGUCGGGUCUGACGCCGCUUCGUACGAGUUCACGACUCUCACGACUGUUCCCGGAACCAUGGUCUACAACGGUGCCCGCCUGCAGAUUCUCGACCUUCCCGGUAUUAUUCAGGGAGCCAAGGACGGCAAGGGUCGUGGUAAGCAGGUCAUCGCUGUCGCGCGUACCUGUAACCUGAUCUUCAUCGUUCUUGACGUUCUGAAGCCGCUCAACGAUCUGAAGAUCCUGAUGGACGAGUUGGAGGGCAUGGGCAUCCGUCUGAACAAGAAGCCGCCUAACAUCACCAUCAAGAAGAGGGAGACUGGUGGUGUGCAGAUCACGAACACCGUCCCCUUGGACAUUGAUCACGCCACCAUUAAGGCGGUUCUGAACGAGUACAGGAUGUCGUCGUGCCAGGUUUCCAUUCACGAGCCGAACGCGACCAUUGAGGACAUUAUUGACGUCUGCGAGGGUAACCGGCUGACAAAACAGGAGGAGCUUGACCUGCUUUACAAGAUCCCUAACAGUGUUCCGAUCUCGUCCAAGCUCUGGCUCAACGUUGAUGACGAGCUCAAGGAGGAGAUGUGGAAGAAGCUCGACCUCGUUCGUGUCUACACGAAGCCGAAAGGAAAGCAGCCCGACUACACGCAGCCGGUCGUUUUGCGCCGCAGCCGCUGCAAGGUCGAGAACUUCUGUGACGCUAUCCACAAGGACAUCAAGCGGCAGUUCAAGCACGCCAUGGUUUACGGUACAUCAGCCAAGCACUCGCGAGGCCAGAAGGUCGGUCUCGACCACGUGCUGGAGGAUGAGGAUAUCAUUACGUUGUUCAAGAAGUAA
Molecule: messenger RNA, 1098 nt
Organism: Trichosporon asahii var. asahii CBS 2479
Lineage: Eukaryota; Fungi; Basidiomycota; Tremellomycetes; Trichosporonales; Trichosporonaceae
Product: cytoplasm protein
Exons: 8
Coding region: 1-1098 (365 amino acids)
Biological process (GO): cytoplasmic translation
Cellular component (GO): cytoplasm
Molecular function (GO): GTP binding; GTPase activity
Source: RefSeq, a predicted model, not a curated record